Messenger RNA from Colletotrichum orchidophilum, 774 nucleotides. Its product is annotated as short-chain dehydrogenase. The transcript has 2 exons. NCBI's taxonomy places the organism in Eukaryota, Fungi, Ascomycota, Sordariomycetes, Glomerellales, Glomerellaceae. The record is from RefSeq and is a predicted model, not a curated record. Bases 1 to 774 code for a protein of 257 amino acids. Gene Ontology annotation, molecular function: oxidoreductase activity.
AUGAGCAACUUCAAGGGCAAAGUCAUCGCCAUCACGGGCGCAGCCUCGGGCAUCGGCUUGGCGACAGCGAAACACCUCGCAUCCCUCGGCGCGCGGGUGUCGAUAUCAGACGUCGACGAACCCCUCCUCGCCUCAGCCGCGGCGGAUCUCGUGAAGCUCCACGGGGCAGAAAACGUCUGUUCUAGAGUGGUGGAUGUGAGGGAUCGCAAAGCGGUGGAGGCGUGGAUCGCCGAAACGGUGGAGAAGCUCGGGCCCCUUGACGGGGCGGCCAAUGUCGCCGGCGUGCUCGGUCGGCAGGGGAACCUGGCGACUGUCACGCAGCUUGAGGAUGACGAGUGGGAUUUUGUGAUGGGCGUCAACGCGAGGGGGGUACUUAAUGCGAUGAGGGCUGAGAUCCCUGCGUUGGCGGACGAGGGAAAGGGCAAGAGCAUUGUCAACGUCUCGAGCGUGGCGGGCCACUACGGGUUGGAGUAUCAUGGGGCGUACACCGCGAGUAAGCAUGCCGUUGUCGGCUUGACCAAGAGCGCGGCGAGGGAGUUUGGGAGGAAAGGAUUGAGGGUGAAUGCGAUUUGCCCCGGCGCAAUCGAUACCCCAAUCUUACGGACAGCGCUGGCGGCGAAGACCACAGAGACCGGGGCGGAUGUCUUCGAGCCGCUUCUGGGGAGGGUGGGACAGCCCGAGGAGGUGGCGACGACAAUUGCGUUCUUGUUGGGUGAUGAGGCGUCGUAUGUCACGGGGCAGGCUUGGUUGGUCGAUGGGGGUUCAUUGCCUUGA